AUGGGCGUCGGCUUCACAGUGCGCUGUGCGGUCUUCGCCACUGUCGGCUCUUUGAUCUAUGGCUACGAUAGCGGGAUCAUCAGCACAACCCUCGGACAAGCUGCAUUCCCGACCUACUUCAACAAUCCUUCACCAGAUCUGACAGGAGCAAUCGUUUCGACCUACAGUGGCGGACAAGGUGUCGGCAACUUGCUGGGCGGAUGGCUGGGCGACCUUCUCGGUCGCAAAUUGACCAUAUGGCUUGCGACUUCGCUGGCGUUAAUCGGAGCUGUGCUGCAGACGGCGGCGGUCAACAUUGAGAUGUUUCUGGUCGGUCGAAUCAUCGCUGGAGUCGCCAUCGGACUCGUCUAUUCCGUCGCCAGCAUCUACAAUGCAGAAAUCGCCCCGCCGAAGAUUCGGGGAAUCAUUGUAGGCCUUCAAACUCAGAUGAUCUCAAUCGGCUAUGCUUCGAGCAACUGGAUGGGUCUCUUUGGGUCAUAUGCGGAAGGCGAUGCUGCCUGGCGGAUCCCUCUCGGCAUACAGUGCGUUCCAGCCGUCGUUCUAAUUAUUGGCCUGUUCUGGCUGCCCGAAUCGCCGAGAUGGUACGUAUACAAGGGCAAAGACGAAAAGGCCAGGAAAGUCAUUCAGCGACUACACGCCGACAUCGCCAAGGAAGACCCUGGGUUCUGUGACACGGAGUAUAUGCAGAUGAAGCAGCAGAUAGAGUACGAGCGAGAAGUGGCAAUCAAGUCAUGGUGGUCGUUGUUCUCGAAAACAAGCUAUCGCUAUCGUCUAAUACUCGGAAUCGGCCUUCAGGUCUUCCUGCAGACGACUGGUGUGAACGUGGUUAAUUACUAUCAAACGUCACUUUUUGAAGGCGUUGGGAUUCAAGGCCGUGCAGUGCUCUGGACCUCCGCUGGCUUCGGGAUGGUCGGUGUCAUCGCGAACGCCAUCUGUCUGACGUUUGUCGACAAAGUUGGACGCAAGAAGCCUCUAGCUUACACCUCCAUCGCCCUUGUGAUUGACAUGAUCCUCAUCAUGGUCUUCUCGAAGUACUACUCGAACAGCAACAAUAAAGUUGGACAAGGCUUCGCGAUUGCCUGGAUCUUCUUGUUCUCUUUCAUCUUCUCACUCGGAUAUAAUGCCUUACAGCUCGUCUACAUCAGCGAGAUCUUCCCCACAGCUCUUCGUUCGAGAGCUACUGCCAUCUGCGCCUUCUUCGGCACCGCGACAGGCCUGCUGUUCAACCAGCUCUCCCCCAAAGCAUUCGCCGCGAUCUCGUGGCGCUACUACUCUGUUUUCAUCGCUUGUGAUGCAGUGGCCGCUUUUUGCUUCUUCAUAUUCUAUCCAGAGACGAAGGGAAAGACGCUUGAGGAGAUGGCGGCUUUGUUUGGAGACGAUCUAGCAUUCACGGAUCAUUUGGGGCCAAAGGAAGGUGAUGCGGACCUAAGUCUCCACAAGCACGCGGUUGAAGGCAAGCACGACGCGGGACUAGAGCCAGGUAUCAGCGAGAAAGAGCAGAGUCCUAGCAAGAGCCAUGGAGAAGUAGGCAGGAGCAUUGCAACUCCACGCGAAGGCGAAUGA
Molecule: messenger RNA, 1563 nt
Organism: Cyphellophora attinorum
Lineage: Eukaryota; Fungi; Ascomycota; Eurotiomycetes; Chaetothyriales; Cyphellophoraceae
Product: High-affinity glucose transporter
Exons: 4
Coding region: 1-1563 (520 amino acids)
Biological process (GO): transmembrane transport; carbohydrate transport
Cellular component (GO): membrane
Molecular function (GO): carbohydrate:proton symporter activity
Source: RefSeq, a predicted model, not a curated record